This is a messenger RNA of Gastrolobium bilobum, 1315 nucleotides long. Its product is annotated as protein BASIC PENTACYSTEINE2-like. Gene Ontology annotation, biological process: response to ethylene. The record is from RefSeq and is a predicted model, not a curated record. NCBI's taxonomy places the organism in Eukaryota, Viridiplantae, Streptophyta, Magnoliopsida, Fabales, Fabaceae. The transcript is spliced from 4 exons. Gene Ontology annotation, cellular component: nucleus. Gene Ontology annotation, molecular function: sequence-specific DNA binding; DNA-binding transcription factor activity. The coding region runs from base 306 to 1163 and encodes 285 amino acids.
AUUAGAUUUUUAGAUGGCGUGCAGACAUUUUUGUUCCUUUGCUCUCUCCAUUCGCCGUUCGUAGACGCCAAGAACCCUAACAGAUCAAAACCCAGAAGCUGAAAUCUUUGGGGGCAUGAGGUUUUGCAUGUGUACAUUUAUGGGAUUUGUGUAAUUUAUACCAUUGAAUCUUUUUCUCUCUCUCCUGGUUUGACUGUAUUUGAGCUUAAAGAAAAGGAGAAUGCAAUGGACCUGGAUAAUUUGUGAGGAUAUUUAACAAAGUGUACAUUGUUGUCCUGCAAUUUUCUUUAUCAUUUGCUUUUGUGAUGGAUGGUGGUGAUAAUGGUCUUAACAUACGUAAUUGGGGUUACUAUGAACCUGCUACGUCCUAUAAGAGCCAUCUGGGGCUGCAGCUGAUGUCUUCCAUGCCGGAAAAACCGAUGCUUGGAGGGCGCAAUGCUGCAGUUUUAUCUGGCACUAAUGGGGCAUUUCACCUUAGGGACAUUGGGAUGCCCCAAACUACAUACCCUAUGGAUUACAACAUGAGGGAUGGAUCAUGGAUUAGUAGUCAGAGAGAUAAGUAUAUGAAUAUGAUACCUACAAACCCGACUUAUGGUGGUAUCCCGGAGACGUCUUCAGCACAUCAUAUUCAAAUGAUUCAACAACCUGAAUUGUCAAAGGAAGAAAUACCAAUGGAAGAGGCACCUGUUGUUGAGAAGGCGAAUGGCGCUAGGAAGAAAAGGCAGGGUCCCAAGGUGCCCAAAUCCCCCAAGGCAAAGAAGCCCAAGAGGGGUCCUCGCGUCCCAAAGGAUGAGAAUACUCCUUCUGUUCAACGAGCAAGGGUUCCGAAGAAAACUACUGAAAUUGUAAUAAACGGGCUUGAUUUGGAUAUUUCCAGUAUUCCAAUUCCUGUUUGUUCAUGCACUGGGACACCUCAACAGUGUUAUAGAUGGGGAUCUGGAGGAUGGCAGUCUGCGUGCUGCACAACUGGCAUGUCAAUGUAUCCUUUGCCUAUGAGUACCAAGCGGCGUGGUGCUAGGAUAGCUGGAAGGAAAAUGAGUAUAGGAGCAUUUAAGAAAGUUUUAGAGAAACUUGCGGCCGAGGGUUAUAACUUUUCUAAUCCAAUUGAUUUGAGGACUUAUUGGGCAAAACAUGGCACCAACAAGUUUGUCACUAUCAGGUAGGUGUACUUCAGUUUUUACAGAAACAGGUUUUUAAAGAUUGUGUGGAGGUAAGAUGGUUAUCAUAGUGGUAGAAUGUUUUUUUUAUGCAUUUCCAAAUGUAGAAUUAAAAAAAGAAGAAGAAAAAUUAAUCAAAUCAGUACUUCUAUCUGUCA